GAGUCAAACAGAGUCGCGAUUUUAAGUGAUUCCGGGCUACUCUAGUCAUCGUUCAUCUUCCCACUUGCCAUCAUGUCCAAGCCGGCGUUCUGGUUACGUUGCGAAAAGAAGGAGUUCGAAAGACGAGCGGCGCUGACGCCUACCACCGCCAAGAAGCUAAUAGAUGCGGGUUUCGAGAUCAUAGUCGAGCGGGACGAGCAGAGGAUCUUCGACGAUUCGGAGUACGAAGCAGUGGGCUGCAAACUAGUCGAGAACAACUCAUGGCCCAGUGCUCCUACAUCCAUCCCCAUCAUUGGCCUCAAGGAGCUCCCGGCGUCCUCUGACCCUAUUGCCCAGACGCACAUCCAAUUCGCACAUUGCUAUAAGAACCAAGCGGGUUGGUCACAAGUCCUGGCGCGUUUUCACAAAGGUGGAGGGACGUUGUACGAUCUCGAGUUCCUUCAGGACGAGCAGGGUAGGCGCGUCGCCGCAUUCGGGUUCCAUGCGGGGUUUGCAGGUGCUGCCGCAGGUGCCUUGGCAGUUGCUGCACGCAGGCAGAGCAAGAACCUGGGACAAUUAGAGCCAUACGCGAACGAGGGUGAGAUGGUGAAAGACGUGAAGGAGAAACUGGGCGGCAGUGGGAAGGGUGUUAGGGCCCUUGUUAUUGGCGCGUUGGGUAGAUGUGGGCGAGGGGCCGUGGAUUUGCUUAGGAAGAUUGGCUUGGCAGAGGACGACAUCCUCAAAUGGGACAUGGCAGAGACAGCUAAGGGUGGUCCUUUCAGCGAAAUUCUGGACGUUGAUAUAUUCGUCAACUGCAUCUAUCUGUCGUCCUCGAUCCCUCCGUUCUUGACCGCGGACCAAAUUCGGGCUGCGGGUAAACAGAGGCGGUUGAGUGUCGUCGUAGACGUUAGCUGCGACACCACCAAUCCUUUCAACCCCAUACCAAUAUACAAUAUCAACACAACUUUCUCGGAGCCGACGGUCCCGGUCGAUGUUGGACCUGAAAAUCCCCCGUUGUCCGUUAUCUCGAUUGACCACUUACCGACACUGCUGCCCCGAGAGGCUUCGGAACAGUUCAGCAGCGACUUGCUGCCAUCUCUGUUAGAGUUCCCCAAUAGGAAGACAGCGCGAGUGUGGGUCGAGGCAGAAGAGCUGUUCAAGCGCAAGCUGGCCGAGGCCGUCAAAGCAGAAGGACUUUAAGCAGCGAGUGCUCUGUCGCGAAAAGACGAGAACUGCCUAGAGUUCCGUCACCCUGAUAGUACAGAAUCGUAGUGUAAUGAAUCAGAAACAUCGUACUAUGAUAGAAUCGCUUUGUGAUAUGAUGUACUGGUAGCAACCGCGCACGGACGCAAAAAUACGAUCAGCGUGCGAGGUCG
Gloeophyllum trabeum ATCC 11539 is the source of this 1355-nucleotide messenger RNA. Its product is annotated as Formate/glycerate dehydrogenase catalytic domain-like protein. The transcript has 4 exons. The record is from RefSeq and is a predicted model, not a curated record. Bases 73 to 1179 code for a protein of 368 amino acids. Gene Ontology annotation, cellular component: cytoplasm. Gene Ontology annotation, molecular function: saccharopine dehydrogenase (NAD+, L-lysine-forming) activity. NCBI's taxonomy places the organism in Eukaryota, Fungi, Basidiomycota, Agaricomycetes, Gloeophyllales, Gloeophyllaceae.